AUGGGAGGAGAUCUAUCCCCUACAUAUAUUUCUCAGCCUUCUUUGACGGAAGAGGAGGACGCCAACCUGGCCUUGCUUGAGAGGCAACAUGCGAUAACCUCCGAGCCUGGUGACAAGUCGGUUUGCUAUCCCUAUUUAGCCCUGCUGCCAUCGGAAAUCAUCGAAAACGUCGUGAGCCGUUUGGAUAAUCGCACAGUUAAAAAUCUGCGCCUGACUUUCUUUCGCGCUAUUGCUGACCACGACGCUCUUCGUCAUAGAAUUGUCGAGAUUAUCUAUGACGAUGCGCGUCUGUGGCGCUCUGCCGUCGAUGCUUAUGAUGCUCGGGAGCCCAGGGAGCCUGGCUCGGAUUCCACACACAUUCCAACUGAUAUGGGGAGGUUUCAGAGCGAGCGGGAUGAGAAUAUUGAAGAUUUGAGACAGCGCCGAAGGCGGGAUGAUGAGCGGUGA
This is a messenger RNA of Trichoderma virens Gv29-8, 447 nucleotides long. RefSeq lists its product as uncharacterized. Lineage: Eukaryota; Fungi; Ascomycota; Sordariomycetes; Hypocreales; Hypocreaceae. The transcript is spliced from 3 exons. Gene Ontology annotation, molecular function: protein binding. The record is from RefSeq and is a predicted model, not a curated record. Bases 1 to 447 code for a protein of 148 amino acids.